This is a messenger RNA of Betta splendens (Siamese fighting fish), 3224 nucleotides long. It is a transcript of the gene grnb, whose product is annotated as granulin b. The record is from RefSeq and is a predicted model, not a curated record. Bases 192 to 2609 code for a protein of 805 amino acids. The transcript has 16 exons. Gene Ontology annotation, cellular component: extracellular region. Lineage: Eukaryota; Metazoa; Chordata; Actinopteri; Anabantiformes; Osphronemidae.
AGCGUGUGCAGCAUCACGUGUCGCUCGGAUCAUGUGACUCCAGUCACUAAGUCAAAAACAUCCUCAGGCUGCUCCGUCUUUUAGUAUCUGGGUGUUUUAGUCGCGACAGAAGCGACGUUUGUGUCACAGCUUGGCUUUUAUUGCCCAGAAACUCGCAGGCUGAGAGGAGUAUGCGCUGUUCAUAACAACUGAUGGAAAUGACGCUGCAGACGGGGAUCUUGUUCCUGGUCGUGCUGGGCCUGAGCUCAGCGCUGAUCUGUCCUGAUGGAGGCAUGUGUGAGGACAAAAACACCUGCUGCAAGAACACAGAGGGAGGCUACGGAUGCUGUCCACUGCCACACGCCGAGUGCUGUUCAGACCACCUCCACUGCUGCUACGAGGGGACUCUUUGUGACCUGGUUCAUGGAAAAUGUGUUAACAAGACCUCGUCCCUGCCGUGGAUGAGGCGACGUCCCUCCCAACGCGUCCCACAUGAGAACGCGCAGGCCGUCAUCUGUCCGGACCAGUCGUCCGAGUGCCCGGAUGACACCACCUGCUGCCUGGUCCCUGACGGCUCCUGGGGCUGCUGUCCUUUACCAAACGCUGUGUGUUGUGAGGAUAAGCACCACUGUUGCCCACAGGGAACAAAGUGUGAUGUUGCUCACUCCAAGUGCGUUUCCUCCUCACUGGAGUCCGUGGCUAUGCUGGUGAAGCUUCCUGCCUGGAGGAGGGACAAUGAGCCAACUUCGACCAGCAGCUCAGUGAUGUGUCCUGGUGGGAGAAGCAGAUGCCCAGAUGGUUUUACAUGUUGCCAGCUCACCGGCGGAGACUAUGGCUGCUGCCCCUACCCGCAGGCCGUGUGCUGCAGCGAUCACCUCCACUGCUGCCCAGGCAGCUCCACAUGUGACCUGGAGCAUCAGGUCUGCAAGUCUGGAGAGGCACGCCUUCCUCUGCUGAGGAAGAUUCCAGCUGUGCCCAAAGAUGUUGUUUGUGAAGACAAGAAGUCUAUCUGUCCUGAUCAGACCACGUGCUGCAAGUUGGUAGACGGCUCAUACGGCUGCUGUCCGAUGCCAAACGCCGUGUGCUGUUCAGAUCACAGCCACUGCUGCCCGGCCGGCACACAGAGCGACCUGUCCCACGGCACCUGUGUGUCGGCUCAGGGGGAGAGCCCCAUGGUGCCAAAGACCCCUGCUGCUGCCGCCGUGAUGGAGACCGUGGAAACACGGAGCAGAGUCGGUUCCGUUCCCUGUAAUGACUCCGUGGCCUGUGCUAAUAGAAACACCUGCUGCAAGAAUCCAGCAGGGGAAUGGGCCUGUUGUCCUUUACCCAAGGCUGUGUGCUGUGAGGAUCACCUGCACUGCUGUCCCCACGGCACCGUCUGUAACCUGGCAGCCUCCACAUGUGACGAUCCGGCCGACGGCGCCGUGCUGCCCUGGCUCGACAAAGCGCCCGCCUUUCCCUUCCUCUCUGAAAACAGCAAAUGUGACGAGUCCAGCUCGUGUCCUGGAGAAUCGACCUGCUGCAGGACUGCAGCUGGAGCCUGGGCCUGCUGUCCUCUCCCUCAGGCUGUUUGCUGUGACGACCACACCCACUGCUGUCCUCACGGCACAGUCUGCAACCUGGAGGCUGAGACCUGUGACUCGCUGUCCUCACCGUCUCUCCCAUGGGUUCGUAAGGUCCCGGCUCUGACCUCUGAGCUCCAGGACGAGAAAUGUGACCAGCGGAGCUCGUGUCCAGGAGGAAGCACCUGCUGCAGGAGAGACUCUGGCCAGUGGGCAUGCUGCCCUCUGCCUCAGGCUGUUUGCUGCAGCGACCGCGAGCACUGCUGCCCUAAAGGCUACGAGUGCAACGCGGCAGCUCGGACCUGCGACCGGCCCGGAGGCCCCGGCCUGCCCUGGCUGCAGAAGGUCCCGGCGCUGCAGGAGGAUCACAACAUGUGUGACUCCCAGACCAGCUGCCCCAAAGACACCACCUGCUGCUUCAUGAGCCGCACCCAGGAAUGGGGCUGCUGCCCGCUGCCCAACGCUGUUUGUUGUAAUGACGGGAACAACUGCUGCCCCAGUGGCCUCACCUGUGAGCCUCACCGCUCCUCCUGCUCCAAGGGCCCCCGGGUCAUGGCCUGGCUCAGACAGGGCGCCACGCCCGGCGCGCCCACCGACGUCAAAUGUGACAACAAGAGCAGCUGCGCCACCGGGACGACGUGCUGCAAGCUGCCCCAGGGCGACUGGGGCUGCUGCCCCCUGGUCAAGGCGGUUUGCUGCGCCGACCACGAGCACUGCUGCCCUCACGACUACACCUGCAACAUGGAGACGGGGACGUGUGAGAAGAAGAAGCACAGCCUGCGUCAGACCUCCGUGGUCCCGUCCAAGCGGAGAGACCACAGGGAUGUACCCUGUGACCGCACGGGGACCUUUCACUGCUCCCAGCGACAAACCUGCUGCAAGGUGUCGUCCUCAGAGUGGGCCUGCUGCCCCUCGCCCAGGGCCGUCUGCUGCUCCGGCUCCAGGCACUGCUGUCCUGCAGGAUACGCCUGUGACCUGAAGGCUGGAGGCUGCACCCUGGAAGCCCCGCUGACGUGGGACACUGGGUUCCAGGACAGAGAGAAAGACUUUGUCCCUGGUGGGCUUUAACCAGGGCACUGAUCUCCGGCUCAUGUUGUCUGAGGCCGAUAAGGGCUUUUCCUCUGUCUUGAUUUGUUUUUGCACCCGUGGCUGAGGCGGGGCGUUGGCCAGCAACCCUGCAGGCUGAGCGGCGUCUGCGUACAAGGACGAGCCUGGUGUUAGAACUGUCAGUCCUGCGUCAGUUAGGAAGCUUUUAAAACGUGCAACCGAGUUAUCGUCCACUGUGACGAUGUCUUUUGCAGCAGCUGCACCAAGAAACAAACUGCAGACAACAGACAAACGAUCUGCUUCAUGAGCCUCCAGCUGAUUUAAUCACAUUUAGUUUGAGUGGAGCCGUUUUGUUGUUUUCGCCUGUAGCCAUCAUCCUCCUCUCUCCUUCUCUCUUUCCUCCAAACUGGAGCCUGACAUCGACACACAGGCACCGAACGGAGCACAAAGAAACCGAGGAGCUUCAGUAUCUGCUUUUAUAACUUUAUUUCUAGAUUAGUGGCAGAUGUUUUUUUAGUAAAUGCUGAGUUUGGCGGUGCAGAAUUGAUCCAGUCAAUCUAGAAAAUGAAUGGAGGAGUGAGCUCGAACGCUUUGUCCACUUUCUUAAAAUAAAAUAAGAUCAUUUGUUUUAGUGUU